AUGGGAGACAGAAACGGGAAUCCCAAGAAGAUCGAGAACUUUGCCCACGCCGUGCACGCCUUCACCUCUCACUACGGCAAGGAUGAUGAUCAGACCACGGUGACAGAGGAAGAGCGGAAGAAGAGACAACAGGCGGCGGCAGAGGUGGCUGAUUCAUACUACACCUUCGCCUCGGCGGCGUACGAGAACGGCUGGUCCACGCACUUCCACUACACGCCGUUCCCGCCGUCGUUCCCGCCCAGCGACAGCACGAUCGCCACGGCGCUGGCCUUCUACGAGCACCGCCUCGCCUUCCUCAUGGACUUGAAGCCGCACAUGAAGGUCCUGGACGUGGGCUGCGGCAUUGGCGGGCCCGCGCGCGAGAUCGCCAAGUUCGUCGGCUGCGAGAUCGUCGGUGUGAGCAUCAACCAGGCCCAGAUCGACCGCGCCAUCUACUUGACCGCCAUGGAGGGAUUGCAGGACAAAUGCACGUUUGUGAGGGGGGAUUUCCUGAAGAAGAGGAAGAGACUCCCUCCUUAUACAUCAGCAUCAAAUGCUAAAGACAUUGAGCACGGCGCGCAGGACCUCCCCUUCGCCUCUGCGUCCUUUGACGCCGCCUACGCGAUCGAGGCCACGGUGCACUCGCCGUCCCUGCUACGCGUCUACAGCGGCAUCGCGCGCGUGCUCAAGCCGGGCGCCCUGUUCGGGCUGUCCGAGUGGGUGAUGACGCCCAAGUACGACCCGGCCGACCAGCGCCACGUCGGCAUCCGCAACCGGCUCGAGAGGGGCAACGCCCUGAGCAACCUGCACACCAGCGACCAGGCGAGGGAGGCCAUGAUUGGGGCGGGCUUCGAGAUCCUGCACGAAGAGGAUUUUGCGGCGCAUUUUGACUAUGCGAAGACGUUGGUGGAGGAGGACGCCAUCGUGGCAAGGGGCACGAGAAAGAACAAGAAGAGGAAGGGGAGCAGCAGCAUGGAGGCACAAGAGACCACCAUCACCCCUGCAGGAAGGAGUCCUCCCGCUCCUCUCUCCCAGCAUCAAUCGCCAGUUCUGACCCCCUCCCCCACCCCCCGGACGACGUACCGGGCGUGGUGGUGGCCGUUCGUGGGCGCGCGGCACCUGGCGACGACGUGGACGGACUGGUGGACGGCGUGGAAGAUGUCCGCCUGGCCGCGGCGGCUGUGCUACGGCAUGGUGUGGGUCGGCGAGCGCGUCGGCCUGUGGGACCGCGGCGUCACCGACGCCAUGGUCACCCUGGCCUACUGCGUCGACAGCACCGCCGAGGCCGCGCGCGAGGAGAUCUUCAGCCCCUGCUGGUGGUUCAUUGGGCGCAAGGUCCGGGCCGACGAAGCGAGCGUGGCGAGCAGCGUGAAGAUCGAGACGGACGACGGGAUCAAGGUCACGGCAGCGGAGAUGGGCAUGGACAACAGGCGAGGGAGCACGUAUUGA
Messenger RNA from Fonsecaea erecta, 1428 nucleotides. RefSeq lists its product as hypothetical. The record is from RefSeq and is a predicted model, not a curated record. NCBI's taxonomy places the organism in Eukaryota, Fungi, Ascomycota, Eurotiomycetes, Chaetothyriales, Herpotrichiellaceae. Gene Ontology annotation, biological process: ergosterol biosynthetic process. Bases 1 to 1428 code for a protein of 475 amino acids. Gene Ontology annotation, cellular component: endoplasmic reticulum. The transcript has 4 exons. Gene Ontology annotation, molecular function: sterol 24-C-methyltransferase activity.